CUGCUUUUGUUUUCAAUCGAUCAUGGAGGAUUGAACUCAGGAAGUAACCCCGCUGUCUCCAGAAAGCCUCCAGACCUUUGGCCAUCCUGUGAGAUUUAAGUCAACAAGACAGACCCACUAGCAUUCAAGGGGAGAUGAAGCCGGAUGGGGUUGCCACGGCGGCACUGGAGCCAAUGGAAACAUUGGAAUCCAAUCCAGUAAAUGAGGCAGCACCAGGCGCGGGCCAGGAGCCCAACGAGGCAGCCAGCCCAGCGGAGGAGGAGAUGGCACAGCAGCCCGCAGCAGAGACGGACCAGGUGGAACCCAAGCCAGAAAAGGCCAAGGAGACCCCAGCUGCUAAGACCAGCAACAAGACCUCAGGAGACGCCAAAGGCAAGACCACCAACAAGGCCACGGCCAAGACAAAACCCGGGACAGCCGCGCCAGCCAAAACCACAACUGGCUCACGGCCCAACACAUCCCAGAGCCGCCUCUCGAACGGCGUGUCCAAGCCCCAGACCAACGGUGUGGCGAAGAAAACCGCACCUACCGCGGACAAAAAGAGCACCCCGACUUCAGCGCCCCCCAAAAAACCAACAGGGACAACCGGAGCCCUAGCCUCCAGGACCGUCGCUAAAGUCGGCGAGAAGAAACCCGCUUCCCCUGCCACCAACGGCACCAAAUCAGCGGGCGGAACCACGGCAACCAAGAGGACACCAUCCACAACAGCUAAUGAUGUCAAAAGCAGUACUGCAGCUGCUAAAAGGCCCCCAGCUUCCAAACCUGCCUCUUCAACUCCCACCAAACCCAGCUCCACGGCCUCACCCAAGCCCCCGGUUUCCAAGACAACCAGGCCUGCAGCUGGCACAGCAGCAACAUCCCGUCCUGCCACAGGCUCAACCCGGCCACCCACUGCCAGUUCAACAACCAAGAGCUCCACAGCUACAGCCAAACCUGCCACCCCUAAAACCACCACUACCAAGCCUGCUGCCUCCAAACCAACCUCUACAACCCCCUCUGGUGGCAAACCUCCAGCAUCACUAACACCCAGAAACACCACUCCUGUUAAAAAAGAUGUUACCAAACCGGCCACCAAAAAGCCUACAGAGUCUCCUCUUACCCGCCCAUCCUCUACAACAAAGUCAGCAAAACCUGAGACCCCCAAAUCAGCUUCAAAGUCAGAUGUCACAGCCAAAAAGCCUACUGCUACUAAGGCUGCAGACACAAAGACACCCAGCCGGCCCAAAGAGAGUAAGCCCACGCCUUCCAAGCCUGCCUCCAAAACGGCUGCAAACAAGAACGCCAGCCCCAAGAAAACUGUGGGCAGCAGCACUCCGACUCCUGUCAAACGUGGGCCUAAAGCUGCAACGCUCGUUGAACCUGAAAAGGGAAUUGCCGCUGCUGUAGCUGCUGCUGCAGCUAUUGCUACUGCGGCAGCCACCAUUGCCAGGCCAGACGAGCCAGAACCUCCUGUAGAAGCAGCAGUGGAACCAUCUGCUGCAGAACAACUGUCCAGCCAGACUGAACCAACUCUUCUAGCAGAAAAAACUCCAGAGCCCACACCAGAACCAGUCCCUGCACCAGUAUUAGAAUCACUGCGAGAACCAACACCAGAACCCGUACGAGAACCAACACCAGAACCAGUGCGAGAACCAACACCAGAACCCGUGCGAGAACCAACACCAGAACCUAUACGAGAACCAACACCCGAACCUGUUCGGGAACCAACACCUGAACCUAUACGAGAACCAACACCCGAACCCAUGCGGGAACCAACACCUGAACCCAUGCGGGAACCAACACCUGAACCCAUGCGAGAACCAACACCCGAACCUGUUCGGGAACCAACACCUGAACCUAUACGAGAACCAACACCCGAACCCGUGCGGGAACCAACACCCGAACCCAUGAGAGAACCAACACCAGAACCCAUGCGAGAACCAACACCAGACCAAGAACGCGAUAUAUCUCCAGAGCCCCUUGAAGAACCACUGUCUCAACAAUCAGAAGAGCUAGAACUAGGAGCUGGACCAGUCCAUGAACCCCUCUCCAAUGUGAAGCUGGACCUUUACAACUUUGAUCAGUCUGCCAGCGACACAGGUCCUUCCCUGGGAACCACCGUCAUGUCUCCUCCCUGUUCCCCACCUGGCCCCGUCUCUCCUGUCAGAGAGCCACAGAAUGCCUCUUCUCUGCUGGACAUGCAGUUCCAGUCUGAUCCCUGGGACAGGAACCAGCCCCUAGCUUCAUCUGGCUUUGCCCCCCAGAGCCCCAUCAGUAUGAUGGGCUUCCAGACAGAAGAGGAAAAGGAGAAUAAAGAACAGGUUGAGGAACAGCAGACAAGGGAGGAGGAAGAGGAGGAGGAGGAAGAUGAGAAGGAGAACCUGUUUAUGCCUAGUCCCAAAGCUCCAUCCACAGAUGCCUUCAGUAUGAUUGCACAGCCUCACUUGUUGGGUACUUCACCCAUGGAUGACUUCACCUCCAGGGACAUGUUCUCCCCUCACGAGAAGGAGGAGGCAGUGGAAAAGGCUGAUGAGGAGAUCAAUGAGGAUGUUGACGAGGAUGAAGAUUAUGAAGAUGAGGAACAGAGGAGACUAGGCCAUCAGCCUUCAUCCAUUGCGACGGACAUGAGCACAUCUCAGCCCUCUGAGGAGUUCCAGGUCCGGUCCUCCGCCUUCGGUGGUUCAGGAGGCUGGCACGGUGACGACUUGCUGUCUGGAAUGGACUCUGAGGAUGUGAGCAGCUGCACCAGCAGUCGGCAGCAGGGGGUUUCUGACCUCAGCAGCACCCAGCACACUGCGAUACUGGAAGGCACCCAGAGCUCAGAUGCCCUGGUCGACUCAAGCCUCCGCGGCUCUGAGGGCGAUUGUAAUCUCAUGGGUUCUCCCAAUGUGGAAACCCUGGCCAACGAAGAAGAGGAAGACGAGGAUGAAGACGAGCGGGUGGAUGAUAUGGACUUGAGUUCGGAGAGGGUAGAGGAGCAUCACAAGGUGUUCCAGCAGCAGGAACAUGAUGAGGAAGAGGAGGAUGAAGAUGUAGAGAUGCACAGCGAAGGAGUAACAGAGAGCUGUGGAAACGUAGACGAAGAUGAUUUCAAUGAGGAGGAGCGUUUAGACAACCUCAAUCGCUCUGCUCCCCCACCUUGUGUCCCCCCCGCCUCUUCCUGGGGCCAGAGCAACCCCUUCGCUGAUACCUGGGCUCAGCCAGCCUCACUGCUCUCCGUCUCCUCCCCCAGCCCCGUCUCUGACCAUGCCGCAGCUGAAUCCGAAACUCCAACCCAGUCUCCUGCCCAUCCGUGUUGGGACAGCAGCGCCCCCUCGCUGGCUCCUCAGUCAGACCAGGAGUACCAGCAGCAUCCAUCGUCCCACGAGCAGAUGAAGAGCUCGGCCCCUGAGGAAGCCCAUGGGCUACUUCCUCCUGCGGCUGUAGGCAUGUCCCAGUCCAGCACCCUGAGUGGCACAGCUCUAGCUGCCCACAGUAGUAGUGAGACAAGUACACCAGAGGAGCUGCGUGACUACGACAGCAGCUCUGGGGUGGAGUCCCACUCUGACAAACAGCAGACCCCAGUGCCGGCUUCAGUCCAGCCCGACAUGGAGCAGGAUCUUGGUAUUCACCUGGAGAAAGGCGAUGGCGAAGAGGAAGAGGCUGAGACUCUCCCAGCUGACGAGGUCCUGGGAACAGGACCUCCAACUGCUCCAGCAUCCGUCCCUUCAUCCCCCACCACCUCCGGAGACGAGGCCAGCGACACAGAGGGCGAGAUGCAGAUAAACGACCCCGACGCACCGAUGAUGAUGGACGAGAGUGCCGGAUUUGAAAGCCCAACUCCCACCUGCAACUUGCCUGCUCUUGAUGAGGAUGAGGAGGCAGGAGACAUGCCAGCCGGAGAGGGCGAAGAAGACGGAGGUGGGGCCACCCCUCAGUCAGCCAACUCCGUGGCAUCAUACGGCUUCGACUGCACCACGUCCAACUCCAAUGCGCACUCCAUGGCCGAGAGCUGUGGAAAGAGCCCAGGAAUCUUCUCCCUGGAGAACGAGGAACAGCUGCCAGAGGAGGCCAAGGACCCCUCCCUCAUCAAGGAGCUGACCCUGCCAUCAGCUGCUGCCGCUGCCCAGGCCGAGGACCUGCUGGGUAGACCCGUGGACCUGAUGCCUUUGGGAGACAAACAGCCCAGUCUAGACGACCACCACUACAUGCUGGGGGGAAAAUUCUCAGCAGACCAACUGGAGGAGGUGGAUCCUUUGGAGCCCAGCCACCACCUCGGGUCCCAGGAAACUGGAGACACCGGCGACCAGCCCCCCUACUACUCUACCAUAUGUGAUAAGACUGAUAGUUUUCUGGCAGGUAACGUAUAAGUCCCUCCUAUUACCCCCCCGGAAUGCACCUUUUCCCCGCAACCUUCCCCCUUUACCUGUUGUUCGUUUUCUCUCCAGUUGGGUUAGAUGGCUUAGAAGAAAAAAAGGAGAGCAAGAUUGUAGGAAAAGAUUUUAAAAAAUGAACAAAGGAGAUGGAAAAAAAAUGACUGUAGCAAUUUUUAAAUGAAGCCUCCCUCUUUCAUACUGUUAUGGUCAUGGUUUUGAGUGUACGGCUUAAACUCCUUUAUGUACAAUAGCUACUACCAUUUUCUAGUAGAAUGUUCUUUUUAAGUAACACUGCAUAUUCUGUAGCCCCUGAUGGGGUAUUGACUGAUUGGUCCAAUGUGACUGAGCUUUUAAACCGAAAAAAAAGAACAAAAAAAAAAACACAGAUGGAAUGAAAUGGACUCAUUGUGUAUUUAUCCUACUGUUUUUACCGAUCAAAUGUCAAUGAUUUUUGUUUUUGUUUUGUAUUUGCUUAUUUGUUGUUUUAUUUUCUCGUUUGUUUUUUCUGUUGAAACCUGGUCCUCCCUACCUUGUGUACACACGCUCCAUGUUCAACAGCACCAUAGCGAUAGUCACAUGCUCCUUCUUAAAAGUUUGUGUUCUUGUUUUCAAGACUUUUAGCUAUCAAAAUAAAGGCUAGAUAUUAACACGGCUGUUUCAGCCUUACAGAUUUGUUGAGGUAGGUAUGGGAGUAUUAGAUUGCAGUUGGUGAAGUUUUUAAUGUGUGCUUCAAGAGGUUCUACGCUCUUUGCAUAGGUUGUUACGGUAUUAAAGUGCAGUCACGUACAGUAUGUGUUUCAGGCAUUUGGUUUUAAGUGGCUAAGCUUUCAAGCCUCAGUUAGCUGAUGAUUUGUGUUCCAGAAGAGACUAACAACUAGCCUUUUAUUUGUGAUGAGACCCUGCAUUGUCCUACAUCGCUAUCACAGUUGAGCUUUACACUUGCUCAAACGUUUCAUAGUGGGCGUUUGGUUUACUAUUUCAGCAGUAUAUUGCAUGUUUAACUAACAAGACUGUGUACUACCUGAUGAUACAAUUCUACACUAGACAUGUUCAUAAAUGAAUGGUUCACACUAGGUUAUCUGUCAAAAUUCCAUUAAAACAUCAUUG
Scomber japonicus (chub mackerel) is the source of this 5441-nucleotide messenger RNA. It is a transcript of the gene prr36b, whose product is annotated as proline rich 36b. Bases 135 to 4328 code for a protein of 1397 amino acids. The transcript has 5 exons. Lineage: Eukaryota; Metazoa; Chordata; Actinopteri; Scombriformes; Scombridae. The record is from RefSeq and is a predicted model, not a curated record.